AUGUCCAAGGCCCUGGAAGGCGGCGGCGAUCCGCCACCUCCAUCGUAUAGUGAAGCAACGACUUCAAACCCCUCGUCCUCAUCAUACAACCCCGGCUCAUCGGUCUCUGCAACGCUUGAGGACCUGUCCUCUCUUCUCCGUGUCACCCAAUCCCAGCAAACAGCGCGCGACACCAUCACAACAACGACACUCCUCCCACUACUGACGCCCCAUGUAACAUCCCUCCUGAACCGAUUGGGGAGGACACCGCACCCGCCGGCGCUGACGGAGCUCUACCUCGUGCCCGCCGCCGCAGUCGGUCCGCAGUGGAGCAUCACCUCGGACGCCGACAGGAGAGCGGGGGAGGUUGCCCAGGUCAUCCGCGUGGAACCGGAGCCGGACCUCGGCUCGAAAGGUGCAGGCGAUAGCAAACGCGCAGUCCCGGACGCAGGCUUGUCGGCCGCGAGUUCAUCUCGCGAUUAUGAAUUUGACGAAUGGGGUCGCUGGGACGACGACGAUGCCGCCGCCUCGACGCCCAAGGAGGGAUGGUGGUGGUGGAACGACGAGGCGCUCGCGCGUCGUCUUGCAAAACUGCUACAACCCGAACCUCGACUCGACCGCACCGUCGUCAGCGCCGUGAUGGAACAGGCGAAAGAAGAAAGAAAGGCAGGCGGCUGGGGGAUGUUCCGGUCCGGAACCGAGUCUCCAUCCUCGUCUGCCCGGCCGCUCUCUCGGCAGGCGCAGCCUGACAGGUCGACGCCGCUCAGGCAAGAAGAGGACGUCGCCAUGACGGUGCGCGCGGGAGAAGUCACCUUUCGCAAAGAGAACGAGAUGGGGAUCUGGGAGAGCAUGCGCGGUUAUGGGAUCGUUGUGAGAGUCAGAAUCCGAAGGGCUUAA
Colletotrichum higginsianum IMI 349063 is the source of this 876-nucleotide messenger RNA. RefSeq names its product Nad dependent epimerase dehydratase family protein. Bases 1 to 876 code for a protein of 291 amino acids. The record is from RefSeq and is a predicted model, not a curated record. Lineage: Eukaryota; Fungi; Ascomycota; Sordariomycetes; Glomerellales; Glomerellaceae. The transcript has a single exon.